Messenger RNA from Monoraphidium neglectum, 4440 nucleotides. Its product is annotated as SNF1-related protein kinase regulatory subunit beta-2. The coding region runs from base 1 to 4440 and encodes 1479 amino acids. The record is from RefSeq and is a predicted model, not a curated record. NCBI's taxonomy places the organism in Eukaryota, Viridiplantae, Chlorophyta, Chlorophyceae, Sphaeropleales, Selenastraceae. The transcript has 10 exons. Gene Ontology annotation, molecular function: protein binding.
AUGGGGCGGCCGGAUAGUGACGGCUGCGGCGACGGUGGCGGCGGCGCGCAUGGCGCGGAACCGGGACGGCAGGAUCAGCCGCUGCAGGCGCCUGCACAGCAGCCAGAGCCGGGGCACCCUUUUGAGCUGCUGGACCGCUACCUGCAGGGCCGCCAAGACCUGCAGGGAAAGCUUGUGCCGCUGGUUCAGGAGAACGUGGCAGGCCUGAUGGUGGGGAAGGCAGAGGUCCUGCAGUUUUUGAUGGCACAGCGGCUGCUAGAGGAGAGGGCCGGCCUGCCCGCAGGCGCACUCCUGCGCGGCGCGUUUGUGAUCGUGCCCCCGCCGGGCGUUGCCGGCGCGGCAAGCGUUACUGCGCCGCCGCCCUCGCCUCGGCUGCGGCAAGUCGCGUCGGUGCGCCUCGCGCCAAGGCGGCAGCCGCUGCACGAGGGGCGGCAGCAUCAGGAGGGGGACGGUGAGGCCGUGUGGGAUGUGGACGAGCACGACGCCGAGCUCGCGAUGACAGAUGGCACUGUGCUGCAAGCAGGAGAGCUGAGUAACGACCCGGUGCCGCAGUCUGCGUGCUUGGAGCUGUCUUUCCUGGCGCUGCGCGGGCAGCUGCCGCGUCCAACGGCUGCCGCGACGCUGGGCACGCUGUGGCGGCUGUCCUGCUGCCACUGCCUCACCCAGCCGAGGCAGGCGGCCCACGCGCGCCAGGUGGAGCGGCACCAACGGACUCUCGAGGCGUCGGUGGCCGCCGCAUGUCCUGGGGACGCGCAGCUGCUCGCGGCGCUGCGCGCCCACCACCGCGCGGCCGUGCUCGCGGAGCUGCGGCCGCUGCCGGACGAAGCGUGGCUGCGGCAGAUGCUGCCAAACCUGCGCGUGGUGACCGAGGCCGGCGGUGGAUUUGAGGAGGCCGUGCAGGCCGACGCGGCAGCAUGGGAGGCGCGGCAGCAGGGUGGCACCCCGCAGCAGCCGCGGGACCCGUCAGCAGCGCAGCAGCUGCAGGAGGUCGAGGGACCAGGCUCGUCGCGGCGGCAGCCAGCCGAUCAGCAACAGCAGCCAUGUGGGGAGGCCAGCACCCUGCCGCGUGCUCCUGCCGGUGCCAUUGAUGAGGCCGCCCCCGCGGCCGUCGCUGGAAAGGUCAGCAACUGCCCUGCUGCUUUGGAGGGACUGCACUCAAGCAAACACCAGCGGCUGGGCGGCAAGGACAAUUCGGGCAACAACGGGGCGCUGGCGGCGCAGAAGGAGCGGCGCAUGGGUGAUGCGGGGCUGGCUGCGCCCCAGGACUGUGGGAUACCUGCGGCGAUGGAGGUGGAUGGGGCCUCGGCGGCUGGAGAAGGUAAGGCGCUGGACGAGGGCGGGGCCGCUCAACCUGCCAGGGCUGUCCAUCAGGGGCGGCUUUUGGAGUCUUCAGAGAUCUGCACAUCGCCAUCGAUGCCAGGCCGUGCUGUGUGCGGUGGUGCAGCGGCCCCUGCACCGGAGGAGCGUGUGGGGGCGCAGGCGGUGGCCCCGCAUGCGGUGGUGGUGGUGGAUAAGGUACUUCGGGUGGGUCCAAGUGGGGCCAGCAACGGAGGUGGGGCUGCUGAGCCACAGACACGAGACAACACGGCUGCUCUGGGCGGGAACACAGCAACGGCUGUCUGCAAAGCGGCACCCUCUGAAGUGUGCGAGGGCGCCGACAGCCCGGACAGCUUUAUACCCCUGCUGGAUGCAUCCAAGUUGGCAAAAGCGGACGGCUUGGUGGAUGCCUGCGGUAUUGGUGCGCAGCAUGAGCGGGGAGGCGGCGGCACAAGCGGGAGACGCCGCAGCCGCAGUCGCGAGGCGAGGCGCAGCAUCCGUGAUGGCCGGCCGGACGCAGGGGGUGCGGCGCCGCACUCGGGCGAGUGGGGCGGUGCGCGUGACGUCGAGCGGCGCAAGGACGGAGCGAUCUGUGGUGCUGCACUGCAGGCAGAGCAGGGAGACGAGGGGCGCGCCCAUGAGCGGCAGCGGCUUGAGCGUCGGGAGCAGGACAGCAGCCGGAACGAGCAGCGACAGCAGACGGAAGACGGGCGAUCCAACGGCGCCCAUCCGCGGCCAGAGCAAGAUGAGCGGCGUGAAGGCCGCCGGGCGCGUGAGCAGCACACGCGUGUGCGGUCGCCGCGGCGCAGCAGUGAGGACGGCCGCGAGGCGAAGCGGCCGCGGCAGGCGCCUAGUAUCCAGGAGCCUGGCCAUGAUCCGAGGAGCGGCCGUGAGGAGCAUCAGCAGGGACGACGGCAGCACGCGAGCGAGGCGCCACGGCGGCCAGCGCAGCCACCACAGCAGCCGGAGAAGCGGGCAUCGCCGCCAUCACCGCAGCAGCAGCAGCAGUCAAGGAAGCAGGGCGCGCCGCCCGCUCCAGGCGUUCCCGCCCCUACUGCCGCGCCGCUGCGGGCCGCGCCCCUGCCCCAGCGAACGCCUCUGGCCCCAGCUGCUGCUGAGCAGCUGCGUGCGCCGCCGCCGCCGCCGCCCCCACUGUCGCCGCCGCCGCCGCCGCCACCGCCCCCGCCGGCUGCAGAGCAGUCGCCGCCAUUUGAUCCUGUGGCUCCCUACGAUCCCGCCGGCGGUUACGACCCCUCCGGCUGUUACGACCCCGCUGGCCUCGAAGCGCACCAGUACAAAGGGACAACCGGUGAUGGCGACGACGACGAGGACGGGCAACUGCAGGCGCUGCUGGGGCGCUACGACCCCGCCGCUGACGGCGCGGCUGGCGCGCAGGCCGGCGGCUUGGCCGGAGUCGCCGGCAGCGUGGGCGCGGAGGGGUACGAGUACUGGGUUGCGCGCGGCCACGCCACGGCGCUCACGUAUGACGUGAGCCGAGGCCAACCCGCCGGCGGUCGUGGGGCCAAGGCUGGCGGCCGGGGCGGGGGCGCGGCGUCUCUGGCGGCGCAGCCGACCGGCCAUUGGGGUCGCGGCCCUGCGCACCAAGACCAGGCGGCGCAGCUGCCACCGCCUCCUGCAGUCGUCAGCGGGCCGGACGGCCACCACAAGCAUCAACAUCGGAUCCAAGGGCACUGCGCUGGCGAGCGGGCAUUGGGCGGGGAGAGCGGCCGGGCUGGGCCGGCAGCAGCCCCCACCUGGCAGGUGCCGCCGCGGCCGUGGCUGGCAGAGCCAAGCGGGCCGCCCUUGGGCGCAGCGGACGCCGUCCACCACGGGCGCAGCCCUGCGCGGCGGCCGAGCAGCACGGAUGCGCGCGGCAGCCGCAGUCCGUAUGGCGGUCCCACCCUGGGGCCCAAGCUACCCAGCCCAGCAUCGCCGCCGCAGCGCCGCGCCUCGCGCGACGGCGGCGGCGCACAUGAAGGCGGGCCGCGCAGCACGAGCGCGCCGCGCGGCGAGCGGCUGCGGCCUCACGAGGAGAGGCGCGGGCGCGACGCGGAGCGAGCCUUGCACGGCGGCGGGGGCACGGGCGGCGGCGGGCAGCCCGGCGACCGCGGGGCGCCGCCCUGGGAAAGGGACGCGCGCCGCAGCGCGCCGCAUACGGAUGGCGGACGGCCGCGCACACCGCCGCCGCCUUGGGAGGUCCCUUCGCGUGGCGGCCGCGGCGGCGGGAGGGACGGCCGCAGCCAUCUGCACGGUGAAGAGUGCAAAGAGGCGGGCGGGCGGGUCGGCGGUGGGGUGUCUGUUUUGGGGGGCAGUGGUGGUUUUCAGGGCAACACCCAGGCGAAGCGCAGCAUGGACAGCCCGGAUACGGACGGGCUGGUGCAGGGGUCGCUGCCCAUGAGCCCCGGCUCGCCGCUGACCUACAGCCCCCAAGUGGCGAUGGAACCGCUCGCGCGGGACGAAGGCGCCGGCCCCCGGGGGCCGGACUUUGUCGGCGCAGCGGGCUGGCCGGCACAGCCCAAGCUGGUGCCGGUCGUGAUCGUGUGGAGCCACGGCGGGAACCAUGUCGAGGUGGAGGGGUCCUUUGACAACUGGACGACCCGCCAGCCGCUGCAGCACACGGGCAAGGACUGGACGAUCAUCAAGCUGCUGCCCCCGGGGGUCUACCAGUUUAAGUUCAUUGUUGACGGGGACUGGCGCUACGACCCUAACCAGCCCGCCAUGUAUGAUGAAAUGAACAACGUCAACAACGUGAUAGAGGUCCAGGAGUACGCCCCGGAAAACCUGGACAACGUAUCGGGCUUUGACCCCCCGCCCUCGCCCCCCUCCAGCUACCUCAACCCGCCUCCUGCCCAGGAGGACUAUGCCAAGGAGCCGCCCGCCAUGCCGCCGCACCUGCAGCUCACCCUGCUCAACGUGCCGGCGGCGGACACGGGGGCGAGCCUGCCGCGGCCGCAGCACGUGAUACUGGGACACGUGUACCUGCAGCGGGGGCAGAGCGUCAACGCGCUCGUGGUGGGCACGACUCAGCGAUACAAGGGAAAGUACAUCACAACCGUGCUCUACAAGCCCAGGCCGGGGCGGCGGCGCGACGACGGCGGCCACUCUCACUUCCCAGAGCGCUGA